Rhinolophus ferrumequinum (greater horseshoe bat) is the source of this 5345-nucleotide messenger RNA. It is a transcript of the gene NISCH, whose product is annotated as nischarin. The coding region runs from base 125 to 4714 and encodes 1529 amino acids. Gene Ontology annotation, cellular component: cytoplasm. The record is from RefSeq and is a predicted model, not a curated record. The transcript has 22 exons. Lineage: Eukaryota; Metazoa; Chordata; Mammalia; Chiroptera; Rhinolophidae. Gene Ontology annotation, molecular function: integrin binding; protein kinase binding; phosphatidylinositol binding.
GGGGCCAAGAUGGCGGCACGGGGCGCGGCGAAGGCGGGGGCCGGUGGGAGCCGGGGGAUGGUGGGACGCUGACCCCGCCCCCUGCUGCUGCCAGUCUGCGCCGGGAGGCGGUGAAACCCGGAACAUGGCGACUGUAGCGCGCAGCUUUGGGCCGGAGCGGGAGGCCGAACCGGCCAAGGAGGCGCGCGUCGUGGGCUCUGAGCUUGUGGACACGUAUACGGUUUACAUCAUCCAGGUCACUGAUGGCAAUCAUGAAUGGACAGUCAAGCACCGCUACAGUGACUUCCAUGACCUGCAUGAAAAGCUUGUUGCACAGAAGAAGAUUGAUAAAAAUCUGCUUCCGCCCAAAAAGAUAAUUGGGAAAAACUCAAGAAGCUUGGUGGAAAAGAGGGAGAAGGAUUUGGAGGUCUACCUCCAGACACUCUUGGCUACCUUCCCUGGCGUGGCCCCCAGAGUGCUGGCCCAUUUCUUGCAUUUUCAGUUCUAUGAAAUAAAUGGCAUCACUGCAGCACUGGCCGAGGAGCUCUUUGAAAAAGGAGAACAGCUCCUGGGGGCCGGCGAGGUCUUUGUCAUCAGGCCCCUGCAGCUCUAUGCGGUCACCCAGCAGCUGCAGCAGGGAAAGCCCACGUGUGCCAGCGGGGACGCCAAGACUGACCUUGGGCACAUCCUGGACUUCACCUGUCGCCUUAAGUACCUAAAGGUUUCUGGCACAGAAGGACCUUUCGGGACCAGCAACAUUCAGGAGCAGCUCCUGCCUUUUGAUCUGUCAAUAUUCAAGUCUCUUCAUCAGGUGGAGAUAAGUCACUGUGACGCCAAGCACAUCCAGGGGCUGGUCGCAUCGAAGCCCACCUUAGCCACGAUGAGCAUCCGCUUCGCAGCAACCUCGAUGAAGGAAGUCCUCAUUCCUGAAGCCUCGGAAUUUGAUGAGUGGGAGCCAGAAGGCACAGCCCUGGAAGGCCCUGUGACUGCCGUCAUCCCCACAUGGCAAGCACUGACCACACUGGACCUGAGUCACAACAGCAUCUCUGAGAUUGACGAGUCUGUGAAAUUGAUUCCAAAGAUUGAGUUCCUGGACCUGAGUCACAAUGGAGUGCUAGUUGUGGACAACCUGCAGCACCUGUACAACCUCGUGCACCUGGACCUGUCUUACAACAAGCUGUCCUCCUUGAAAGGGGUUCACACCAAACUGGGGAACAUCAAGACUCUGAACCUGGCGGGGAACCUCCUGGAGAGUCUGAGUGGCCUGCACAAGCUCUACUCCCUGGUCAACCUGGAUCUCAGUAACAACAAAAUCGAGCAGAUGGCGGAGGUCGGGAGCAUAGGCAGCCUCCCGUGCCUGGAGCACGUGCUCCUGCUGAACAACCCGCUGAGCAUCAUCCCCGACUACCGGACCAAGGUGCUGGCCCAGUUUGGAGAGCGGGCCUCGGAGGUCUGCCUGGACAACACAGUGACCACAGAGAAGGAGCUGGACACUGUGGAAGUGCUAAAAGCGAUUCAGAAAGCCAAGGAGGUCAAGUCCAAGCUGAGCAACCCCGAGAAGAAGGUCGGUGAGGAUUGCCGGCUCUCACCUGCCCCCUGCAUCAGACCCAGCAGCUCCCCUCCCACCGUGGCUCCCACAUCUGCCUCCCUGCCCCAGCCCAUCCUCUCCAACCAAGGAAUCAUGUUUGUGCAAGAGGAGGCCCUGGCCAGCAGCCUGUCGUCCACCGACAGUCUCCCUCCCGAGGACCAGCCCAUUGCCCGGGGAUGCUCUGAUUCCUUGGAGUCCAUUCCUGCGGGACAGUUUGGGACACAGUGUGACUCCGGCACAUUCACUGUGGCUGCUGCUGAGGGUUCUGGAACUUCUUCAUGUGUCCUGGGAAGAGAGGAGGAAGGCAAGUGUGAUGCACCUUCUGAUGACAUGCCAGGAGCUGUUGGCGGUGCAAGUGGGGAGCACGCAGAGCCCGAGGUGCAGGUGGUGCCUGGGUCGGGUCAGAUCAUCUUCCUGCCCUUCACCUGCAUCGGCUACACAGCCACCAACCAGGACUUCAUCCAGCGCCUCAGCACACUCAUUCGGCAGGCCAUCGAGCGACAGUUGCCCGCCUGGAUCGAGGCUGCCAACCAGCGGGAGGAGGGAGGCGGGCCUGGCGAGGAUGACGACGACGAGGACGACGAGGAUGUCGCUGAGAACCGCUACUUCGAAAUGGGGCCCCCAGACGUGGAGGAAGAGGAGGAGGGAGGCCGGGCGGCGGAGGAGGAGGAGGAGGACACCGAGGAGGAGCGCCUGGCCCUGGAGUGGGCGUUGGGUGCGGACGAGGACUUCCUGCUGGCGCACAUCCGCAUCCUCAAGGUGCUCUGGUGCUUCCUGAUCCACGUGCAGGCCAGCAUCCGCCAGUUCGCCGCCUGCCUCGUGCUCACCGACUUCGGCAUCGCCGUCUUCGAGAUCCCGCACCAGGAGUCCAGGGGCAGCAGCCAGCACAUCCUCUCGUCCCUGCGCUUUGUCUUCUGCUUCCCGCACGGAGACCUCACCGAGUUCGGCUUCCUCAUGCCCGAGCUGUGUCUGGUACUCAAGGUGAGGCACAGCGAGAACACGCUCUUCAUCAUCUCGGACACCGCCAACCUGCACGAGUUCCACGCGGCCCUGCGCGCGUGCUUCGCGCCGCAGCACGUGGCCAUGCUGUGCAGCCCGGUGCUCUACGGCAGCCACACCAGCCUGCAGGAGUUCCUCCGCCAGCUGCUCACCUUCUACAAGGUGGCGGGCGGCUGCCAGGAGCGCAGCCAGGGCUGCUUCCCUGUUUACCUGGUCUACAGCGACAAGCGCAUGGUGCGGACAGCCGCGGGGGACUACUCGGGCAACAUCGAGUGGGCCAGCUGCACGCUCUGCUCGGCCGUGCGGCGCUCCUGCUGCGCGCCCUCCGAGGCCGUCAAGUCCGCCGCCAUCCCCUACUGGCUGCUGCUCACGCCCCAGCACCUCAACGUCAUCAAGGCUGACUUCAACCCCAUGCCCAACCGCGGCACCCACAACUGUCGCAACCGCAACAGCUUCAAGCUGAGCCGCGUACCACUCUCCACCGUGCUGCUGGACCCCACACGUAGCUGCACCCAGCCCAGGGGUGCAUUCGCCGACGGCCAUGUGCUGGAGCUGCUCGUGGGCUACCGCUUUGUCACCGCCAUCUUCGUGCUGCCCCAUGAGAAGUUUCACUUCCUGCGUAUCUACAACCAGCUGCGGGCCUCCCUGCAGGACCUAAAGACCGUGGUCAUCGCCAAGACCCCUUUGACUGGGGGCCAAUCCCAGAGGCCCCUCGUGGACGGCCAGCCUGCUAAGGGCAGAGCCAGAUGCAGCAAUGACCAGCGUCCCCAGGAGGCCCCAGCAGAGGCUCCGGCUCCAGCCCCAGCAGAGGCAGCAAUCCUGGCCCCAGUGGAGGUCCCUGCUCUGGCCCGGGCAGAGGCCUCAGCCCCAGAGGAGACCCCAGCUCCAGCCUCAGUGGAGACCUCAGCCCCAGCAGAGGCUUUGGCACAGGCUGAGGUCCCUGCCCAGUACCCAAGCGAGCAGCUGAUCCAGUCCGCCUCGGAGGAGAAUCAGAUCCCCUCGCACCUGCCCGCCUGCCCAUCGCUCCGGCACAUUGCCAACCUGCGGGGGAGCGCCAUCGUGGAGUUCUUCCACAGCAGCAUUGCUGAGGUGGAAAACGAGGAGCUGAGGCACCUCAUGUGGUCAUCAGUGGUGUUCUACCAGACCCCAGGGCUGGAGGUGACCGCCUGCAUGCUGCUCUCCACCAAGGCCGUGUACUUCGUGCUGCACGACGGCCUCCGCCGCUACUUCUCAGAGCCACUGCAGGAUUUCUGGCAUCAGAAGAACACUGACUAUAACAAUAGUCCCUUCCACAUCUCCCAGUGCUUUGUUUUAAAACUCAGCGACCUGCAGACAGUCAACGUUGGGCUUUUUGACCAGUAUUUCCGGCUGACGGGCUCCUCCCCAGUGCAGGUGGUGACAUGCUUGACUCGGGACAGCUACCUGACACACUGCUUCCUCCAGCACCUCAUGGCCGUGCUCUCCUCCCUGGAACGCACACCCUCACCUGAGCCCGUUGACAAGGACUUCUACUCCGAGUUUGGGAACAAGACCACAGGGAAGAUGGAGAACUACGAGCUGAUCCACUCAAGCCGCGUCAAGUUCACCUACCCCAGUGAGGAGGAGAUUGGGGACCUGACGUUCAUUGUGGCCCAGAAGAUGGCCGACCCAGAGAAGACACUGGGCCUCAGCAUCCUGCUGUAUGUGCAGGCCUUCCAGGUGGGCACGCCGCCACCAGGGCAAUGUAGGGGCAUGCUGCGCCCCAAAACACUCCUGCUCACCAGUGCCGAGAUCUUCCUCCUGGAUGAGGACUUCAUCCACUACCCACUGCCCGAGUUUGCCAAAGAACCGCCACAGAGAGACCGGUACCGGCUAGACGAUGGCCGCCGUGUCCGGGACCUGGACCGUGUGCUCAUGGGCUACCAAACCUACCCGCAGGCUCUCACCCUUGUCUUUGAUGAUGUGCAGGGCCAUGACCUCAUGGGCAGUGUCACCCUGGACCACUUCGGGGAGGUGCCAGGUGGCUUAGCCAGAGUGGGCCAGGGCCGUGAGGUCCAGUGGCAGGUGUUUAUCCCCAGCGCCGAGAGCCGCGAGAAGCUCAUCUCACUCCUGGCCCGCCAGUGGGAGGCCCUGUGCGGCCGGGAACUGCCCGUUGAGCUCACCGGCUAGUCCAGGCUGCAGCCAGCCCUUGCUGCCCCCCGUGUCCAGCCUGAUGUCCACUCAGUACGGGGAAGCAGGGUUUCUUUGUUCUUUUUAAGAUGAUUUUCCCCCCCUUUUAGGUACCUUCAUUUGACUGUCCUCCCAGAGAAUGUGAACAUACGUGUUCAGUUGGCUCUUUCUAACUGGGGGAGUGCAAGUGUCGGCCCCGCCCGGGCCUCCGUGUACCAUUAGCCUUCUGUGGCUCUGUCGCCUGCCCCUGGUGCAGCAUGGUCGGGCACAGCAGUGUCUUGUCUCCUGUUGUAGAACUAUUGUUAAUACGUGACGUCAUGGGUCUUAACUAUUUUACGCAUCAGGACGCGUAAUGUCAAGUCGUCGUCUUGCUGUCCCUGUGAGCAGUUGCUGCUAAUCAUGAAGCUGGCGGCAGAAUGCAUAUCGGAAGUUCCCCCCCCCCGCCCCCGUGCAGUUUUCCAAAGUGGAGGCUUCUCCUGGUCCAGACACGUGGGAGAGCCCUGUCGGGGGCAGGAGUCCCCCAGGCCUUGAGGCGGAGAGGGGUGGGGGCAGGGGACCUAGAGCUGCCAGCACCAAGUGUGAAGUCCUGUUGCCUAUUUUCUCUAUUCCAAUAAAGUAGAGUUUGACACAA